Lycium ferocissimum is the source of this 2776-nucleotide messenger RNA. RefSeq names its product cytokinin dehydrogenase 6-like. Lineage: Eukaryota; Viridiplantae; Streptophyta; Magnoliopsida; Solanales; Solanaceae. The transcript is spliced from 5 exons. Gene Ontology annotation, biological process: cytokinin metabolic process. The coding region runs from base 796 to 2388 and encodes 530 amino acids. The record is from RefSeq and is a predicted model, not a curated record. Gene Ontology annotation, molecular function: cytokinin dehydrogenase activity; FAD binding.
UGAUUCUCUGUUUGUCCAUUUGUUGGGAACUAAGGCAUCAAUAUUAUAUGCAUUUGCAGCAAAAUCACUGGCCACUUUAAGAGGUCCCAAACACUUAAAAAGAAUCAUACUGAACUUUUUUGACCCUUUCAUAUACAAAAAGCAUACAUUUUCUUGGAAAUUAACAUAUCACGUGGACCCCUUAGAUUCCAUCCAUCCUUGUGCAGUGUCCCUUUCGUUCAAUCUGAAUACAGAUACGCUAUGUUUGCCUUUCAACAACAAACGGGUAUUCAAUGCCACUAGUAAAUAAGGACUUUGCAUUGACCAAGUAAGAUAGAAAUUAACCUUGGAACUAUUUACUUUCCCUAUAAAUGGAAAACUUAUCCUUAAUCAUAACAUUUGAAAAAAGUUUUAAGAGACAUAACUUGUCUUUGAUGGAAAAGGUAAAAAGUAAAAUUGUGGAAAGAACUGUUAAGGAAAAGUUCAAAGAUUGAGGAAAUCUUUCUUUAGUGAUGACCUUUUCUAUUCAACUUGGCAUAUGCGAUGGCUGGCGUUAUAGUCUUAUAUAAACUAAAGACACCCAAACAAAAGGGAACUUAAGAAGAAAAAUCCUCAAAUUCUCCCACCUAAAGUAGACGGUCUUCAUACGGAUUCUUACCACUCAAUAUAAGUUGACUCUCCCACUCAUAUAAUCUUAAAUCUCCCCCUUUAAAUUUCCUCCUCAACUCUUCAUCCUUUACUCUUCUAUACUACAAUAAUAUCUUUUACUUUGAGAAAGAAUAUUCUUUCUUUCUUUUUUUCCUUUUAAUCAAAGAGAUGACGUGCCAGUGCUUUGUAUUCACCCGAAAAAAGAACGUUCUGUUCCUAAGAAGCUUCAGUAUUUUGGUGCUAAUCUGGGUAAUUACCAAACCAAACCUUUGUUUCUCCAGUGUCCUAUCCUCAUUGAAAGCCCUCAAUCUACAAGGCCGUAUCACAUUCGAAAACAACGAUUUUGCAUCCCGAGAUUUCGGGAACCAAAUUCAUUCCCACCCUUUAGCAGUAGUCCAUCCGAAAUCCGUUGCUGAUAUUUCAGAAAUAGUAAGACAUGUCUGGCAAAUGGGCCGGGGCUCGGAACUGACCGUGGCAGCACGAGGCCACGGUCACUCCCUUCAAGGCCAGGCGCAAGCGCGAGGAGGAGUUAUAAUCAACAUGGAGUCAUUACAGGGUCAAGAAAUGCAGGUCUAUAGGGGACAAUUCCCUUAUGUAGAUGUAUCAGCUGGAGAAUUGUGGAUAAACAUCUUGCAUGAGACAUUGAAAUAUGGAUUAGCACCAAAAUCUUGGACUGAUUACCUCCAUCUUACUGUUGGAGGUACUUUGUCUAAUGCUGGCAUCAGUGGACAGGCAUUUCGUCAUGGCCCUCAAAUCAGUAAUGUCCGCCAGCUGGAGGUUGUUACAGGAAAAGGAGAAGUCAUAAUUUGUUCACAAGAACAGAAUGCUGACCUCUUCUAUGGUGUUCUGGGAGGACUUGGUCAGUUUGGCAUAAUAACUAGAGCAAGAAUCUCUCUGGAACGAGCCCCGAAAAUGGUGAAAUGGAUAAGAGUGCUGUACUCUGAUUUCUCCACAUUUGCUAGAGACCAAGAGCAUUUGAUAUCUGCAGCUAAAACAUUUGAUUACGUGGAAGGGCUGGUGAUUAAGAACAAAACAGGUCUAGUGAAUAAUUGGAGAGCAUCUUUUGACCCUCAAGACCCUGUUCAAGCCAGCCACUUUGUAUCAGAUGGAAGAACACUCUAUUGCCUUGAACUAACCAUAAAUUUAUACCCCGAGAAAGCCGAUACAAUAAACCAGGAAAUUGAGGAUUUGUUAUCCCAACUAAGUUAUAUCCCAUCAACACUAUUUAUGUCAGAAGUUCCAUACAUAGAAUUUUUGGACAGGGUUCAUUCAUCAGAGCUAAAACUUCGAUCGAAAGGACUUUGGGAUCUUCCACAUCCAUGGCUCAACCUUCUAGUUCCAAAAAGCAAAAUACAACACUUUGCUAAUGAAGUUUUUGGCAACAUUCUAAGUGAUACCAACAAUGGCCCUGUUCUUGUCUACCCAAUUCAUAAAUCAGCGGUGGACAACAGAACAUCGUUUGUUUGUCCAGAUGAAGAUAUUAUCUAUCUGGUGGCCUUUUUAUCCCAUGCAAAUCCCUCAUCCAAUGGAACUGACAGUUUAGAACAUGUGUUAACUCAGAACAAAAGAAUUUUAGACUUCUGUGAGGUGUCACACCUAGGGGUCAAGCAAUAUCUGCCACAUUACACAAAACAGGAACAAUGGAGGACCCAUUUUGGUCCACAAUGGGAAGUUUUUGUACAGAGGAAAUCUGCUUAUGACCCUUUAGCUAUGCUUGCUCCUGGCCAAGGAAUUUUUCAAAAAGCAGUAUCAGUUUCAUAACACAUGCUAUUAUUUGAAUGACCAAGAAACUUGAGCGGAAACUGAUUAGCAACGGCGUCAGAUAAAGAGUCAGAGAUGGGUAAAUAUGUCGAAUGAAUAGAAAAUGAAUACUUGGUUGUAGCCAAUGUAAAUGUGAAUAGCUAUUAACUUCAUAUAUAUCUUAUGCCUUCUCUGCACAUGUAAGUUUAAGAGAAGGCUAGCUCCAUUACCUCUUGAAGAAUAUAGAUUAUUAGGCCAACAGAAGUAAUGUAUCAAGAUGCAAAGGCUAGGAAUUCUUUAAUUAAUGCUCAUGAUAUUGUAUCUUCUGUCUUGAUUUUCAAGUUCUCUGACUCUAUAAGAAUAAUGUAAUUUCUACAGCAAAAUGAAAAACAAAAGAAAAGAAGAUAUA